UGUCCUUUUUAAACAAUACCUUACCCGUGACCUCUGACAGCUCUGUCCUCUGUCCAGUUUUCUGGGUUCUGUCUGGAAUUCUGGAUACUAAACUCUAUAUUCCAAUAAAAAAUAUUAAAAAUAUAAUAAUAUUAUUUUAUAAGUGUAUGCACAGAGGAACAACACCAGUUUCGUGUGUAUCUUAAGCUGUUAUAUCUUAUGGAUACCUAAAUUUUCCAAUAUACCUGACUAGGGUUUUCAAAUUAUUUUAAGUCUUGUACUCAUCCAAUACUCUAAUAAUAGAUAUGUCCGAGAAUAUUGAAAUAAGAACAAUAAUUAGCAACAGAAACAACCAAGUAUCAGAUAGCCCAGUAACAGAUCCAGCAGCAGGAGCUAAGGGCUUGGAGGGGAGUAAUGCUUUCGUCUGUCAAAGAUCUAAGUCGGAAACAAAAACCAGUGCUCUAAAAAAAUCAAGUAGAUAUCGAAGUCGCUCUUUAUCCGCCAGUUCCACUGAUUCUUACAGUUCUGCUUCUUGUACUGGAAGCUCAAGUGACGACGAUGACGUGUCGCCAAGAGAGAAAACACAGUCAAAUUCCACCGGCCAUUCAGACUUUUGUGUUAGAAAUAUUAGCCAACAUGCCUUUGGAAGACGUGAGAUAGAGAUUGCAGAACAAGAAAUGCCAGGUAUAAUGGCUUUAAGGAAAAGAGCCGCAGACGAUAAGCCCCUAAAAAACGCAAAGAUUGUAGGGUGUACACACAUCAAUGCUCAAACUGCCGUAUUAAUUGAAACAUUAGCUGCAUUAGGAGCCAGUUUACGUUGGGCCGCUUGCAAUAUAUACUCUACUCAGAAUGAAGUAGCAGCAGCUUUGGCUGAAGCUGGUUUCUCAGUAUUUGCUUGGCGUGGAGAAACGGAGGAGGAGUUUUGGUGGUGCAUAGAUAAAUGUGUAAGUGCUGAAAAUUGGCAGCCUAAUAUGAUACUAGAUGAUGGAGGCGACGCAACUCACCUAAUGCUUAAAAAGUAUCCUGCCAUAUUUAGAAUGAUUAAGGGUAUAGUGGAAGAAAGUGUUACAGGCGUACAUCGUUUGUAUCAAUUAUCAAAAAGUGGAAAACUUGCAGUUCCGGCCAUGAAUGUUAAUGACAGUGUCACUAAAACAAAAUAUGACAACUUGUAUAGCUGCAGGGAGUCCAUCAUUGACAGUUUAAAGAGAUCUACCGACGUUAUGUUUGGAGGAAAACAGGUUAUUAUUUGCGGCUAUGGGGAGGUUGGGAAAGGAUGCAGCCAAGCCUUAAAAGGAUUUGGUUGCAUUGUUUAUGUUACUGAGAUUGAUCCUAUAUGUGCGCUUCAAGCAAGCAUGGACGGAUUUCGUGUUGUUAAACUAAAUGAAGUUAUCCGCAAUGUCGAUAUAGUUAUAACUGCUACCGGAAAUAAGAAUGUGGUUACCAGGGAGCACAUGGACAAAAUGAAAAAUGGUUGUAUCGUCUGCAAUAUGGGCCAUUCCAAUACUGAAAUUGAUAUUAAUAGUCUUAGAACUACAGAUCUCACAUGGGAAAAGGUUCGAUCUCAGGUAGAUCACGUUAUAUGGCCUGACGGAAAACGCAUUAUAUUACUAGCGGAAGGUAGAUUGGUAAAUCUGAGCUGUUCCAGUCUACCUUCGUUCGUAGUUUCCAUCACAUCAGCAACGCAGGCCUUGGCUUUGAUCGAACUUUUCAACGCUCCGGCCGGUCGUUAUAAAUCUGACGUUUAUUUACUUCCGAAAAAAAUGGAUGAAUAUGUAGCAAGCUUACACUUACCUACAUUUGAUGCUCAUUUAACGGAAUUAACUGAUGAACAAGCUAAAUACAUGGGGUUAAACAAAGCAGGGCCUUUUAAACCAAAUUAUUAUAGGUAUUGAAGAAACUAAUAAUACUAGGUUGCCGCGGUACUUAGUGUAUUUAUUCCUAGCUGUAAUAAUUUUAUCGAAAAAUUGUUUCUUGAAAGAGAAAUUUGCUAUGGCCUAAAAAUUUGAUUUCAGCUUUUGCUUUUCACUUUAGCCGUAACAACUUUUGGUAAAAUACUUGCAGCAGAUGUUAAUUAUUAUGUUAGUAUUAACUAGAAAUUGUUGACUUAAAAAAGACAGUAUUUGUUAAAAAUAUCCAUUAGAAAACGCUUUAUAUGUACCAUAUGUAUAUUUGUUAACUUUGAUCUGGAUGACGUUUUGGAUGCAGGUAUGGCAAAAUGAUAUUUUUAAUUUAGAACGGGUAACACUUACAAGCAAAUUACAAUAAUUUUAAUUUAAACUUAAAUAUAAUUGUUUUUACUUUAAGGCUUUAAUAAAACCAGAAGGUCUCUAGGCAGUUAAAACGAAAUUUGUGGUAUAUCUGACAUUUAAACCUUUAAUUAAAAAAAUCUAUGUCCCGUGUCAGUGUGCCAGUACAGCAGAGCAAAGAAAAACUUAAGGAUUGUAUAAGAUGUUACUAAUUAAUAUAAAAUUACACUAGUUAAGUAUUUUUUUUGUAUAUAGUUAAAUAAAAUCUGCUUCAUACCAUUACGCGACAUUUGACAUUUUGCGAUAAGAAAUCUUUAUUAAUAAAUGUCAAUUUUGAUUUUACUGUAUGUUGCAUUGAAUUUGCUCAAGCCCGAGUCUUCCAUGCUGGUUUUGCAUGGGCGGAUAUUUUAUUACAUUUUUUAGUUACUAAAUAACGAAACACAUUUAAAAUGUGUUGGUACGAAAUUGCCAGUUUUUUAAAUUCGGAAAGAUCAUUCGGCCGUAUCUGAAUUCGAAAUAUAUUAGAAAACUUCGCUUUUUUUCACUUUCAAAAGUCUUUUCCACUUUAAUACUCAUAUUUGUUAGUAAAAAAACGUGUAUCAAAACAUGAAUUUAGAACAUUUUUGAAACCAAAAUGUUUGCAAUUGCGUUCUGAUAUUAUUUAAAAACUAAUAAUUACUUUUGGGUUUUUAGAAAAAUAAUAUGUGUGUGUAUUAAAUGUUACCGUAUAAGUACGAACAUGAUAAAGUCAAUUAAUAUACUACAAAAUAUAAAAUCCUUCAAUUCAAGAUUUUUUUUCUCUCUAGAAAUCUUUGCCUUAACGCUAAAAACUAGGUAUUAAUAUCGAGCGUUUCAUCAAAAUUUCUUUUGCAAACAUCACGUCGCAAAAAAUAACGAGCAAUUCUAUUUCUGAAACGUGUGUUACUAGAUAUUAUCUUAAUCCGUCGCUUCUUUCUUAAUACAUUGACAAUAAGACUGUUAUAAAAAGCAAAAUGUACAAGAUGGCAUGUUCAUAAAAUUAGGGGACAAUUGUUUGGCAAUUGCAUAAACCUUUAUGUUAGCUUAUGCUUUUUUUGUUCUCAAGAUACAUGUCGUGCCUUGAAAAGAAAACUUUUAGUACUUAACUCAAAUUUCGUAAUUAUACUUUGCUUUAAAAAUACAGGUUUAAUCAAUUAAGACAACACGAUUUAAGAAUAAUUCAUACUCGAAACGUUUUAGUUAAUAGUAGUCGUGUAUCGUAACAAAACAGGUUUAAGUUUACUAUAACUGUUUAUUUAUUCUAUACGAUGAAAUAUUAAACAAAAAUAUACUUGACAUAAUAUCUUUCUUUUUGAUAUACAUUAUAUAUAUAUAUAUAUAUAUAUAUAUAUAUAGACAAAAAAAGUUACACCUAGUAUAAGUUACUGUAGUACUAAUAAUGUAAAAAACCCCAAAAGUAAUAAACGUCAGAGUGAAUUUUACAUGUUUAGGAUACAGUUUGCUAGAAAUAUAAAAAUCAUUAUAAAUAUUUUAUAUAGUGUUAAUUAAUUGUUUUUUUUUAGUUCUGUAUGUAGCUAACUUUAUACAAAAAACUGAAGUAUUAAAAUUAAAGGUCAAUAUUUUAAAAUAAAUUCUAGUAAUAGUGUAAUUUAAAUGAAAUGUAUUAUUGACCAUCCUUAAAAAAAUAAUAAACGAGAAAAAUAUUA
Messenger RNA from Anthonomus grandis grandis, 3910 nucleotides. RefSeq names its product adenosylhomocysteinase-like 1. The record is from RefSeq and is a predicted model, not a curated record. The transcript has 11 exons. Gene Ontology annotation, cellular component: cytosol. The coding region runs from base 285 to 1871 and encodes 528 amino acids. NCBI's taxonomy places the organism in Eukaryota, Metazoa, Arthropoda, Insecta, Coleoptera, Curculionidae. Gene Ontology annotation, biological process: L-methionine cycle.